AUGGCGCCUCUCCAGGCCGACGACAUGAGAGUGUUGGGCCAGGACCCCCUCAUUCCGCCUGCCCUGCUCAUUUCGGAAAUCCCAAUGACGGAUGACUCCCUCCAGACGGUCGUCAGGGGGAGACGGGAUGCUGUGAACGUGAUCAUGGGCCGGAGCGACCGCCUGCUAGUCAUCGUCGGGCCCUGUUCUCUUCACGACCCCGCUACCGCCAUCGAGUACGCAACCCGCCUUAAGGCGCUCUCCGAGAAGUUCUCAGACGACCUUGUUAUCAUCAUGCGCGCCUACCUCGAGAAGCCGCGGACAACCGUGGGAUGGAAGGGCCUCAUUAACGACCCGGAUAUUGACUCGACCUUCAAGAUCAACAAGGGCCUUCGCAUCUCGAGGCAACUCUUCCGUGAUCUCACUUCGACUGGCAUGCCGAUUGCCAGCGAGAUGCUCGACACCAUCUCUCCUCAGUUUCUGGCGGAUUUCAUCUCGGUUGGUGCCAUCGGCGCGCGGACGACGGAAAGCCAAUUGCACCGUGAGCUCGCCUCGGGUCUGUCUUUCCCCGUUGGCUUCAAAAACGGCACCGAUGGUAACCUGGGCGUCGCGAUUGACGCGAUUGGUGCUGCCGCCGCCAAGCACCACUUCAUGGGCGUCACCAAGCAGGGUCUGGCGGCCAUCACCAGGACAAAGGGCAAUGAGCACGGCUUCGUCAUCCUGAGAGGCGGCUCGAAGGGCCCCAACUACGACAAAGCCAGCAUUCAGCUCGCAAAGGAGACGCUGAUUAAGAAGGGCCAGAAGAUGGCGAUCAUGGUCGACUGCUCGCACGGCAACUCGAACAAGGACCACAGGAACCAGCCCAAGGUUGCCAAGGUCAUCGCCGACCAGCUCCGCGAGGGCGAGACUGCAAUCAUUGGUGUCAUGAUUGAGUCGAACAUCAAUGAGGGCAACCAGAAGGUGCCGCCUGAGGGUCCUGCGGCGCUGAAGAAGGGUGUGAGCAUCACCGAUGCCUGCAUCAACUGGGAGUCGACCGUUGAGGUGCUCGAGGACCUCGCGGCCGCCGUUCGGGACCGCAGGAAGCUUACCGCGGGCACCCCGAAUCCCGAACCGCGGACGACUCCGCUUGAGGAGGAGUAA
Parathielavia appendiculata is the source of this 1119-nucleotide messenger RNA. Its product is annotated as 3-deoxy-7-phosphoheptulonate synthase. NCBI's taxonomy places the organism in Eukaryota, Fungi, Ascomycota, Sordariomycetes, Sordariales, Chaetomiaceae. The record is from RefSeq and is a predicted model, not a curated record. Gene Ontology annotation, cellular component: cytoplasm. Gene Ontology annotation, biological process: aromatic amino acid biosynthetic process. The transcript is spliced from 3 exons. Bases 1 to 1119 code for a protein of 372 amino acids. Gene Ontology annotation, molecular function: 3-deoxy-7-phosphoheptulonate synthase activity.